Molecule: messenger RNA, 3945 nt
Organism: Biomphalaria glabrata
Lineage: Eukaryota; Metazoa; Mollusca; Gastropoda; Planorbidae
Product: caspase-3-like
Exons: 8
Coding region: 111-1235 (374 amino acids)
Biological process (GO): proteolysis
Molecular function (GO): cysteine-type endopeptidase activity
Source: RefSeq, a predicted model, not a curated record
UCUAGUAGACCAGGCAGUUUAUAUUACUACUAAUAAUAAUACUAAUACUAAUAUUAGUAUCUUACUCUGGGUCAAAUCACUGAUUAUUCUAGUAUCUAACUCUUUAUAAAAUGUUUGGAUGGUUUCGAGGUUCCAAAAGAAAAAAUGAAGUUGAUAUGAACCAAGUAAGAAAAGAACGGAUUGCAAAAGAUCUUGAGGCUUUUCAAAAGGCAGUAGAAGUAAAGUUACAGGAAAUACUGAAUGCUCCAUGUGACUUGAACAUAGCUCCAGCCCCUGGUUCAAUUAAUGAGGAAGAUAGAUAUACAUUUACUCACCCUAGAAGAGGGUUAGCUGUCAUUAUAAACAAUGAAAAGUUUGGCUAUGUCAAAAACCUAGGUGACAGGAAUGGGUCUUCUGCUGAUGCACACUAUUUGUUCAACAUGUUUAAAUUACUGGGUUUUCAAGUGCUUCAUGCCACUAACUUAACAGCUCAGAAAAUGCUAGUCCUUCUUAAGACAGUUGCCAAAAACUUUGAUCACCAAAAUUCAGAUUGUUUUGCUUGUUCAAUCUUAUCUCAUGGGGAUCAAAUUUUUAGUAAGAAGGAUGUUGACACAUGCCAAAGAAAAGACAUUCUAUAUGGCGUGGAUGGGGAGACAUUACCAACUGAGCUUAUCACUGAGAUCUUUGAUGACCAACAUUGUCAGGCAUUGAUAGGAAAGCCUCGCUUAUUUUUCUUCCAGGCCUGUAGAGGAGACACUCUAGAUGAAGGUGUUGAUAUCACAGUUCUGCAUCCCAGGCUAAGUGAUACCAGAAAGCUGGAAUCUACAGAAGAGAGUAGCAGUGUAGACCCUCCUGACUUUGGCACAAAAAAUGAAGAUGAUAUGGAAGCAAGGGCAGAACGCCAUGUUCCAUCAGAAUUUUACCUAAAUCAGGUUGUUAUUGAUCCUGCUCCUUUAUACAAAGACUGUCUUGUUAUGUAUGCUACCCCACCAGGCUACUAUGCUUGGAGACGAGGCACAGGAGCUUGGUUCAUUCAGUCUCUGUGUGAUGUUUUGACAAGUGAUCCUGUAAGGUUUGGAAAGAUAGAUCUACAAAAGGCAUUGGUACACGUCUCCAGAAAUGUAGCCUAUAACUAUGAAUCUAACAUGCCAGAAAACAAAAAGUUUCAUGCCAAGAAGGAAUCCCCUGUUCUAUAUUCCAUGCUUGUUAAAGACAUCUACUUCAAUGUGACUAGAGGGGAAGCUAUGAAUAUAUAAUCAAAUUUGUUUGUCCCAUUGUCUUGCCAAUUUCUUAUAAUUCACAAAAUUGAUGUUGAAGUAAUAUAAUGAACACAAUAACCAUGGCUGGUUCUUAAAUAUUUUUUUUAUGAAGCUAGUAGACAAUAUAAAUGCAGAGGUAAAAGCAUCUGUAUCUGUAUAUCAGAUAUUAUCUUAUUUUUUAAAAUUCCAGCACUUUGUGGUCUAAAGUCUUUUCUGACAAUUAGUCAAGAAUAUCUAGACUCUCCAACAAAUAGAUAUGAAAAUAAUUGCUGUUUUUGAAUAGAAUCAGUUCAUUGAAAGUAUUUUCUAUUUUAUUUUUUAGAAGACUCUAAUUUGUUCUAUUGAUAUUUGUUUGUAAAAUGUUUGUUUUACAUGUUUCGGAUGUUCCUUCAAAGUUGAAGAUAAUUACUUCCUAGUCCAAACCUCCCGCAGGACGACAGGGGAUGAGAGCGGGCAGUGUUUGAACCCUGGACCAUCGAUAAAUCUGAACGACAGUCCAGCGCUCAAACCGCACGACCAGGCAGCCAUUUUAUGAAACUUAAAAUAUUUUUAGCCAUUAUAUACUUUAAAAGUUCAGUUCAUUCUCCACUAUGAUGUAAUAAUUCAUAAUAUUAAUAAUUGUUUUACUAGUUUUACAUGAUUUCUAAAUAUCUAGUAUUCAUAGCCAUAAAGAAGAGUUGAAAAAUAUUGCCUGGUAGUUAUGAACUUCUGUUGGAGACUUGCUUUAGCCAACAGGUUAUCUAUGUCCCAUAUCAGUGAUGUGUCAGGUAUAAUGCUGCUCUUAUAAAGAAAGUGGUACACCACAUUUACAUUAAUUUGUGGACAUAAGAGAUCCCAUUGAAGAUCUUUGGUACUCCUGUUCACUAUGGGCACGUAGAGCACAAAGAUGGGUAAGACUAAGCAAUAAAUAAUGUGUCUUCUUUCUCACAUAGAUCAACAUUGGGCAGCAACAUGAACAAACACACAUUUGAGAGCCUUAGAAAUGUUACUUCUGAAGAAAAGUGCAAAUGACAAAAAGAGAUGAGUUAGAUGAAAUUGACCUUCAGCAGUCAAUAUAUGAGUUAAAUGAAAUUUACCUUCAGCAGUCAAUGGCCUUAUAUAUAUAUAUAUAUAUAUAUAUGAGUUAGAUGAAAUUGACCUUCAGCAGUCAAUAGCUAUAUCUGUGUCAAAUGUUGCAAAAAGUGUAGGUCACACAUGUUUUUGUUUUAGCCAAAUUAAAUAUUAUAUGCCAUCUUACAUGGACAUGGGACAUACAAUAUUUUGACUAAUAUAGUGUACAAUUAUUGGGAAGCUUGAUAGAGAGGCUAAGUACGCGUGAACUGGGCUUGCCUUGGCUACCUAUGAAGGGAGCUCGAGGUUUGACACUCGACUUGAGCAUAGUUGUGUUUACUGAGCGCCUACACGCAGCACAGAAAAUCUUCUCCCAAAUAUCCCCUCCCCCCACUGGUCCACUAAUGAGAUUGGACCGCAGCGCUCUUAGCAUGCUCUACGCAUGAAAGUAGCACUAUAUAAAAGCUAUAAGUAUAAUUUAUAUUCUAUUUUAAUGAAAUACUUUUUUUUUAUUAAGUAAUACAUCAUGCAUACUCCAAAUACAAAUAUAUUUCAAGGUAGAAUGUAUUACAGUAAGGAGCACAUGUUUGGGUGCUCAACUUGGCCAGGAUUAGGUCUCAAGUUUCACUGGUUAUUCUUUUGUGUGAUGUAUGGCCAGUGUUGAAACCUGGUCUGUUGUACUAAUUCUUUGUGUCCUAUGGCCAGUGUUGAAACCUGGUCUGCUGUACUAACAUUUCAUAUAGACCACUAGUAACCAAAAGCUUAAGAUAUAGUUUAUAUCUAUAAAAAAACAUGAAAAAUCACAAAACUGCCAACAUCUAUCCUGCCAAAAUAGUAAUAGUGAUUCAGUAAACUAGUAAUGUUGAUUCAGUUAAAUAAUAAUACGGAUUCAGUACAAUUUGUAUGUGGUAAUGUGGUUCAUUUGGGUGUUUGAGAUUAACAGACUAUUUAAUCACAUUUAUAAAAGUAACAGGUAAAUAAAGAUUUCUACAUUUUGUUCUUUUUAUUCUGAAUCUCAACAUGAAUACUCCAAUAUAUUGAAUAUGUUCAGAUCUUGACAAGUUGACUCUAAUAUUGUUAAACACAUUCUACAAAUGUUUGACUCCUGUUAAUCACCUCAUUAUCUUUGUAUAUUGCUGAUCUUGUGUGAUGGUGUGUCUAGCUACAAUUGUUUCCAAAAUCAAUUAUUUCUCUCCAUGUUAUUUUUAAUCACUGUACCUGUGGUAUCAGCUAAUUUACAUAUCAGCAGGUGACUUACACAAAUGCAGUCUCUGCUGUUUCUUCCUGGAACAGUUUGUUUUCUUCAACACUAAAAAUGUUUUUUUUCUUGGAAUAAAACUUGGGUACUUAAUGUUUUUUUUUUUAUGUUCAUUUGGAAAAUGUUCAACCUGUUGAGAAGCAAUGACUUGUAGCAAUGCAAUGGUUCAAAAACUUUGUUUUCCAAUGGUUCUUAAUAUAUUGCACAUUUUAUUUGGAUAUUUAAAUUUGUUUUUAUUACUGACAAAAGUAAAUUAAAAAAAAAUUAUCAACUAAUUUUUUAAUUAUUUUUUUUUUACAAUGUAUCCCCAAUACAAAUGUAAUCCCACAGUCUUUCCUUAUUACUAUUUUUUAAAAAUAAAGUUCCUUUUAUUAAAAUCUAAAUAAAUCUAUCAAUUAA